Molecule: messenger RNA, 3596 nt
Organism: Rhodamnia argentea
Lineage: Eukaryota; Viridiplantae; Streptophyta; Magnoliopsida; Myrtales; Myrtaceae
Product: probable disease resistance protein RPP1
Exons: 9
Coding region: 84-3596 (1170 amino acids)
Biological process (GO): signal transduction; defense response
Molecular function (GO): ADP binding
Source: RefSeq, a predicted model, not a curated record
UUCAUUUUUUAGCCAGGCCAUGCCACUCCAAGCUUUUGAUCUCUUGAGGGGAGAGAGAUCUGCAAGCAAUAAGCUCCCUAGCUAUGGCAAACUCAGAGGCCGGAACGAGUAGUGAUGUUGCUCGAGCAUUAGGAGGUGAGUACCAAGUGUUCCUGAAUUUUAGAGGACCCGACACUCGUCAUGGAUUUACGGACUUCCUUUACCAUGGGUUGGUAGAUGCUGGAAUCCGCGUAUUCAGGGACGAAGAUGAACUCCGCUUCGGCAAAGUGAUUGGUGGGAGCCUUCUACGUGCUAUCAACAACUCCAUAAUCUACAUACCCAUAUUCUCUAGGAAUUAUGCUUCCAGUAAAUGGUGCCUCCAUGAGCUUGCGCACAUAAUAGACAACGUGUCUAAGUCAGAAGGCAAAAAAAGUGUCUUUCCCAUUUUUUUCGAUGUAGAACCGGAGGACGUUAAGCUUAAGACUCCACGAUAUAGCGAUGCUUUACUGGAACACGAGAACAAGUUUCCCGAUGAAAUCAAGGUGUGGAGAAAAGCUCUUGCAGAAGUUGAUGAAAUUAAGGGAUGGAACGUGAAAAAAGAUCAAAGCCAAGCAAAGCUUGUCGAAUCAGUUGUUCAAAAGGUAUUGGAGAAGCUGGAGACAAGACAAAAAUUAUUGCCUCAAAAUUUAGUUGGUCUUGAUGAUCGGAUAAGACACUUGACAGAGUUGUUAGAUGUCAACCAUCGUGAUGUGCGGCUCAUUGCAAUAUAUGGAAUGGGUGGGAUUGGAAAAACAACCGUGGCCAAGGUCGUCUUCAAUCGACUAUCUUCCCACUUUGGAAAGUGUUGUAGCUUCCUUGACGAUGUUCGAGAAAACUCGGCAACCAAGGAGGGCAUAGUCAAGUUGCAAAAUAAAUUACUAUCUGACAUUGUUGGUUCCGAAUCCGCAGGAGUCGAGGAUAGUGAACAUGGAAUGCGGAGGAUUGGAGACACAUUCAGAAUUAAAAAAGUCCUUGUUGUUUUGGAUGAUAUUGAUAAAAAAGAGCACAUUGAGAAACUAAUAGGAAAUUCUUCAUUACAUUCGGGAUCUAGGAUAAUCAUUACAAUGAGAAACAUAGCUAUUUUGCAAGUUGAGGGAUUUAAAGGCGAACUUUUGUGCUAUGAAAUGCUAAAGAUGGAUGAUGACUAUGCACUUCAGCUUUUUUGUCGUCAUGCCUUUGGUCGAGGCUUUCCUUCGAAUGAUUAUCAAGGGCUUUCAAGUGAAAUUGUUUCAAGCACGGGCGGGCUCCCUCUAGCUAUUGAAGUGAUAGGUUCAUUGCUGAUGUCACAAUUGCUUAAGGGGAAAAACUCAGAAAUUUGGGAAGAAAUGAUGGAAAAGUUAAGGAAAGGACAUGAGAAAAAGAUUCUUGAGAAGUUGAGGAUUAGCUAUGAUGAUCUAGACAAAUAUCAUAAACAAAUUUUUCUCGAUAUAGCAUGCUUCUUUUCCAAUAAGAACAAGACCAACGCAAUUUAUAUGUGGACUGAUUGUCAAUUUUAUCCCAAAGAAGGAAUUGAAGUCCUCACCGAGAGGUGCUUGGUAAAAGUAUUGGACGAUGAUAAAUUUUGGAUGCAUGAUCAACUCAUAGCACUGGGAAGGCAAAUUGUCCGUGAAGAAAGUCAAGAUGACCUUGGAAAGCAGAGUAGAUUGUGGAUUGCGAAAGAGGCCCUUCAAAUCAUAAGAACUGAAGAGAGGUUGGACAAGGUUCAAGCGCUUAAGUUAAAUGGACAAGAUGGCUUCAUAAAUAUCACAAAUGAAGACGUUGAAAGGUUACCAAACCUAAGGGUGGACAAUAUGUUUUUGGAUCAUCUUGUUGUUUUCAAACUUCACAUGAACAACUUCAGUGAUGAUUCGAAAGCAUGGGAUUUGAUCAAGGGGAGGCGUCGGGGCUGCUCAGGCUGGCUCGCGGAAGAACCGGCAGCGGUGGGUGGUAGCGAGGACGACGAGAGACGGCUAAGAGUGGUGGCUGAAGGCUGGAUGGCAGCUGGUUAUAGCAGAACAGCGGUAGCUGCAGUAAACGUCGGUAACACCAGCUCGGGCGGCAGAAAACAGGGGAGCAGUAAGCUGUGGCUGCUCGGGCUUCCCGAUGCUGCUGUGGCGACGAUGGUGGCUUGGGAUGGUGGUGGAUGGAAGAUGAGAAGGUCGGAGGAGCUUCCGUCCUCUAACUGGAGUUGGAGAAAUUUGUCGACUUUAGUGAUCGGUUGGUGUGAAGUGGAAGACAUUCCACUGGAGGGAUUUACACGACUGGAGAAAUUAACUGUUAGCCGUUGUCAACAGCUUCAGAGAUUAUCCAUUCCUUGGGAAUUAAGGAAGCUACGGGAAGUGUAUGUGUAUGGUUGUCCAGAGCUAGUUGAGAUACAAAUUGUGGGUCUUUCGAAAUUAUUGGAAUGCUUGAGCGUCCAUGAGUGCGAAUCUCUGGCAAGAAUAUGCGGGUUAUCAUACUUGAAGAACCUGGAGAAACUGAGAAUCCACGGCUGCGGCGUACUUACUAAUUUCGAGGGCCUUGACGAGCUAGAGUCUCUGAAAUCUUUGGCGGUUACUAGUUGCAAAGAAUUGACAUGGUUGAUUGAUGCAUCGUGCACAAACAUACCAGAUGAUUGCGUCGUCAGAAUAAAUAAGUGUGGAGACGCCAUCAAAGAUUGUGAAUCUCUAUAUGAUAUUGGAAUGUCCUUAAAGCGUUAUAGAGAGGAGAUUCUUUCGAACAUAUCAAACAAGACGGGACUUUCCUUCGCAAUCAGAUUCCACCUUGGGGUAAAGAGGUCUAGUGACGGUUUUGAGUUCGUUGGUGGGAUAAAGAGGGAAAACGAAGAUGUCGCCCCAGGUUCAGUGACACAUAAAGGAUUGAUUGCCGACGUUAAAUGUUUCGGCUUUCGUUUGAAGAGAAUGUGGUACACGGCGCCUGGUACAUACCACAAGUUGCUCAUAGAGGUCAAGAGUGAUGAGCAAGUGAAGGGAAUGGUGCUACUUGCAUCUAAAAGGGGAUCAAUUCAUCUGUACGUCGAGGGAGGUGUUGACAGUGAGUGGGAGGGAGAGUACGAUGACGAGAUGAUGGAGAUGUUAAGGGAGGAAUGGGCAAUGAGGACUGAUGUGUAUUCUGACGAGGAUGGGCCUGAGUGGGACGUUCCAAAUCCUGAUGAAGACGCCGACUCUGCAUCUGUUGGUGAAAGCGAAGCUGAUGGCACCUCCUCCAUUGAUGAUUUCCGGUCAGAGCCAGGCAAUGCUGAAUGUGUCGAGGCCACAGGAAAUAGGAGGCAAUCGAGGGGUGGAAGGAUUGGGUACCCCGGCCGUGUCGAUGAAGGGAAAGCGGUGAGUAUGGAAAAUAGAAAGGAGGAGAAGGAUGACAGUGGGGAACCCGCCAACCAAAAUGAAUUCGUUCGGUCGAGUUGCCAAAGGUGUGAAGGAGUUGAACAUCAGGAUAGCUCUUGCAAAGCUACAACUGAAUUUGAGGAUGAAGGGGCCCUUUCUUCUCUAAUGGUCGAGGAGAAGACAGAGAGUACUGUGGAGAACACCUACAAAAACGGGAAGAGGAAGAGGGACCGGACGUGCUUCCAACCCAGGAAGGAAUCGAAGGAAGGCUUGUAG